This is a messenger RNA of Debaryomyces tyrocola, 981 nucleotides long. NCBI's taxonomy places the organism in Eukaryota, Fungi, Ascomycota, Pichiomycetes, Serinales, Debaryomycetaceae. The record is from the annotation of a GenBank genome assembly.
AUGACUACUCCAUUGUCAGUUCCAGUUAACUUAGCAACGUCAGGGACGUACAUGUACCCAUUAUACGUAAGUGAAGAUUUAUGAAUGGGCCUUUACCAAAGCGGUCAUAUUAACAAAGACUAGGGGAUUUUCUAUUUUCUUGUUCAUCCUGCUAUUUGGCCCUUUUAUCUAACUAUCUUAAUACCACAAUUGAUUUUAACCUUGGUUAUUUAUAUGGCUAUGUACCUUAUGUUCUACCCACUUCAAGCAUUUUUUGCAGUUGUUUUUUACGGACCGGCUGGGUUUGUUAGCACAUGGUUUACUGUUCUACAACAAUCAGGAUUGGUGUCAACGUUCCUUGUUACCUUUUUAUUAAUGCCAGAGAUACAAAAGGUUGCAUUUGACGCUGUAUUAUGUAAAGAAUGUUCAGAUGACGUUGUUUUGAUAGGCAAGUUACGCAGGGUAGCCAAUGUACCAUUUUUGGUUAGAUGGGGAAGAAUGAUCUGGGCGUUACCAAAUAUGCUAGUGUUACCAUUUACUUUCAUCAGGGCAAUCAUAAUGUUUUUACUCAACUCGAUUCCUGUAAUUGGACCUAUUAUGGUAGUUGUCAUUCAGGCUCCGACGAACGGACUUCGAGCACACGCUAGAUAUUUCACAUUAAAGGAUUAUGACAAGAAGCAAAUUAAACAGGUCUAUAAAAAAAAUAGAGGCCAAUAUAUGGGGUUUGGUAUUGUCGCCAACUUCCUUGAAACGAUUCCUCUUUUUAGUGUGCUCUUUAUGUUUACCAACACAAUUGGGGCUGCAUUGUGGGUGAUUGAUAUCGAGCAAAGAUUAAAGCAGACAUCAGAAAAUAAAAUUAUAGAAGCAGCAGAAGAAUUGGAUAUAGACGCAUACCCUAUAGAAGAUAUCGACGAAAAAAAAACAAAGGAGGAUACUCAAAAUGAGUACACUACAGAGCUAAAACAAAUCUCUAGUCACGUACCUAGUAAUGAAGUUAAAUAA